Naegleria fowleri is the source of this 975-nucleotide messenger RNA. RefSeq lists its product as uncharacterized. Lineage: Eukaryota; Heterolobosea; Eutetramitea; Acrasida; Naegleriidae. The transcript is spliced from 3 exons. The record is from RefSeq and is a predicted model, not a curated record. Bases 1 to 975 code for a protein of 324 amino acids.
AUGUUCCUAUUCAUUCUUGUCUUGCCAUUGUUGAUUCAUGUGUUGUUGUCUGGUGGUUUGUUCUAUUACAGAUAUCUAGAAUUUGAGAAGGAAAGAAAGAAGGUCAAUUCCGAAGAAUAUUUAUCCCGAAAGCAUGUGGUUAUUACAGGAGCAAGCUCUGGUAUUGGUGAACAACUCUGCAAACAUUAUUGCCAAGUGGGAAGAAAAAACAAAAUUGUUAUUGCAGCCCGUAAUGUCGAUAAACUUAAUGAAUUGAAAGAGAGUUUGUUAAAAGAAUACUCAAAUAGAGGACAUGACAUUCUUUGCCUAAAAAUUGAUGUUUCAGUUGAGAGUGAUUGCAAAGAAUUAAUUGAAAAGAGUUUAAGUUUUUUGGAUGACAGAAUUGACACUAUUUAUUUGAAUGCUGGAAGAUCUAGUCUUCAAAUACUUUCUGAAGCUAAAGAUCUUGAGGGUCAUAGAGCUUUGAUGAACACUAAUUUCUAUGGAUGCAUUGCCCCUACUUUUUAUUUAUUACCUCAUUUGAGAGAACGACAAAAUAGCAAUUGCCAUAUUUGUGUAGUUUCAUCGUUGGCGGGCUUGACAGGAGUUUGUCGUAGAACUGCAUACUCAGCCUCCAAGUUUGCAUUGCAUGGAUUUUAUGAAGCUUUAAAGUUAGAAUUAAUGAAAGAAGGAAUUUAUGGAAAGAAAGUUACCCUCUCACUAGUCUGUCCUGGAUUUGUAAAGACUGCCAUUCAUUUCAAUGCACUUGGAACCAAAGAAUCCACUAAUGUGAAGAGAGAUUUGAAUGAAUUCAUGUCUGUUGAAGAAUGUGUUGAAAGGAUGGUCACAAACACAGAAGGAGCAAAUUCACAAUUCCUCUUUAUUGUCCCAUACACUGAAAGACUUCUCAUCCAAUACAUUAGACCAUGGAUCCCAUCCCUCAUUCUUGAUAAAAUUGUCUUGAAAAAAGGAGACUCUGUUCAGCUUGAUCAAUAA